Lymnaea stagnalis (great pond snail) is the source of this 1414-nucleotide messenger RNA. The record is from the annotation of a GenBank genome assembly. NCBI's taxonomy places the organism in Eukaryota, Metazoa, Mollusca, Gastropoda, Lymnaeidae.
AUAAGAUUUUCACGACAGCCCAAAAUUUGCUUGUAGCAUUAAGAAAAUAAAUGUUUGAAUACUGCAUCAUAGAUAAAAACGCAACGUGUGUCACAUUCGAAAAUCUGCUUUGACGCCUCGAAGAUCAAAGGCAUCCUGAGAAUGGUUCUGCUACUAUCCAACGUCACGGGUCCUUCUUUAUAUAUUCCAUAUGUAUUUUCCAUACAACUACGGUAAUAAAAAAAAGGAACCUUUAUAUAACUAUAUCAAUAUAUCAAGACAAAACAUGAACUCUGAAAAUUAUUCAAAUCUAACGUCGACAAUCUCGCCUCGGACAAAACUCAUUUCCGAUGACCUUGCUCAGUUGUUCUUCGUGGUUAACUUUGUCGUAAUCUGCGGUCUCGUUUCGGUGUUCGGCGUAACCGCCAACAUCCUCAACGUCAUCGUGUUUCUGAGGCAGGGCUUUAAAGACCGGGUCAACAUCAGUCUAUUCGCGCUGACCGUCUCCGACCUGUGCUCCCUGAUCGCGCUACUGUGGAUCACGAUCUGCUUCAACCCGCUGUUUAAAUUUUCAGACAUCCCGUUCAUGUCGACGGAAGUCCACUACCUCACCGGAAGCUGGCCUCGUUUUCUCUUCACGCGCGUGACGGGUUGGAUCACGGCGUUCAUCACGUUCGAGCGCUGUGUUUGCGUCGCCGCGCCGCUGAAAGUCAAAACCAUCAUCACAAGAAGACGGGUCACGGUGUGCAUGGCUGGUAUCGUCGUACUGGUGUCCGCCAGCGUGGCGCCCACCUACUACACCAGCAGAUUCGGCUGGAAGUAUUUUCCCGCAAGAAACCGAACCCUUCUCGGGUUGGUGUUCACCGCUGAUCGCGAAGAAAUCGACAGCGUGUCCUUCAUUUACAACAACGUCAUUUCCGCCCUGGCCUCGUUCGUCGCCGUCCUGGUGUGUACAGUGGUUCUCGUGGUCAAACUCAACCAGAAACAAAACUGGCGGGAGAAAUCCGUUCAGGUUUCCAGACAGCAAAAUCAAGAGGGGACCGUCUCGGCGAGAGAAAAGAAGGUCGGGAAAAUGGUGACGGUAAUCUCUGUGAUAUUUAUCGUCAGCUUCAUGCCGAAUUGUUUCAUGUCGGUGAUAAUUGCGGAGGAGCGUGAUUUUACGGUAACUGGACUGCAGGUGAAUGUUGUCCAGGUUUUUUUCUCCUUCACGUGGAUUCUGGAGGCUCUUAACGGGAGUGUCAACAUCUUCGUCUACUACCGGAUGAGCACGAGGUACAGGAAUGCUCUAAUCAGUUUGCUACAACCGAGCCCCGGUGAUCGGGAUAAGAAGCGCGAUGACUUAAAUUACGAGGAAACCGUCGAUUCUCAAUGAUUACUAUAUGAUUAUUGGCGCCCCCCUUUUCCCAUUUUUGAAAUACACUCCGAAAGUGCCCCA